This is a messenger RNA of Caenorhabditis sp. 36 PRJEB53466, 8002 nucleotides long. Lineage: Eukaryota; Metazoa; Nematoda; Chromadorea; Rhabditida; Rhabditidae. The record is from the annotation of a GenBank genome assembly.
AUGGGUUUAGGGCGUUAGGAUAAUAUCAAACACGAACUUUUUCCAUUAAACUUACUGUAGUUUUUCUCGUUGAAAAUAGUGGAAAUUUAUAUGUGCCAAGUUCAUUUUAUUGCCAAAAGAAACGAAAAACCCUAAAGAACCCCCUUGUCCUACAUUCUGAAUUGGGUAAACAGUAAGAGGAACUCAAGUAGUUGCACUUGGAUAUUAUACUUUUCUCAAAAAAAACGUCUUUUUUUCCAGACUCUGCCUUCCUUCUCGUCGAACCCUCGUUCCUUUUGGUGGAAGAAGACUGGCCAGUGGGCACUCAUCUACCAGUUACACUAUGCCCCAAAAAUGUCAAGGUUUGGAGAGAUAAGGAUGGAUAAAACUUGCAGAAAACAGUUUCAGAUUCUGUCCGGUGACCCUUCCAACUAUUUCAGUGUGGUCAAAAUCAACGACACUUGCUCCACACUUCAAUUGAACUUGGCUUUUGAUGCGGAUGUAAGUUAGGAUUUCUGUAUCUUCGUGCCACGUACAACGCACCGAAUCUUACCCAAAUAUUAUCAAAAGUUUAGCAACCUUCUCCCUAAAUCUAGCCGUUCCGUCUGUCGCGGAGGCCCGGAAUGUUUUGCGUGCGGCUUAACUUUUCCGCGCGCAGAUUUCGCGCAUCACUGCCGACAGUCUCUGCUUCUGCGGCCGUCUCCGCGCCCUCUCGCACUAUUUCGGCGGUCCGUCACAGUAGUUCUAGUCCGUUUAUACUUUCUUUGCUAAUCACCUGGAAACAGACCGUAAAAGCCAACACGUAUCGGUAGCGGUUUUUGGGUGUGUGUCAGGAAAAGGGAUUAGGAGAGGUGGGUGAGGUAUCACGUGUUUCGGUGCCUCGGUGUCAGUUUUGGGUUGGAAUGGAUUCAGAGAUGUUGUUCGUCCACACUUUUAUGUUCACACUUUCCAAUAAGUCUAAUGCGAUUAGUCGGAAUGGUGGGAAUCAUCCAUUAUCAUCGUCAGAAUAACAGGGACGGAUUCUGAAUCAAAUCUGAGAAUCGCUAAGUAAAUCCACAUGAAUCAUUGAUUAUGUAUCCGUUUCUAUUCAUUUAUUCAUCCUGCUCUUCAAUUCACGGUGGUCUGGGGUCAUUAACUUUUGAUUUUGGUGGGGGAGGAAGCUUCUAAUUGUACCCAAAUCCUUCGCCUCUUCAAUUAUUAAUUGACCACUGGCCCGGAACUUUUAAAGAGUAAAAGGGUCUUCUCCGGCGAAAGUGCGAAGAAGAAAAGGCACUGAACUGUAAAGUACAGUACCUUUUCCAACGGUUCUCCCAUUUUAAUCCAGUUCUUCGUGACGUUCGUGACCGUCGGCUCACCGCCUGCUACCGUAAUCCGUUUCCCCCGGUAGCCCGGCAGAAAAGUGUGAACUUUUGUCUUGUUUUGUUCAGAGUCAAUAGUGUAGCUCGGUGAGAGAAGGAGCAAAAGAAGAAGAUGGGAUGGAAUGGAAGAGUAUUGACAGUGCAGAUUAGAUUGGUCAGUCGGAACGAGAAGAAGAAGAAGAGGAAGAAGGAGAUGGUCAAUAUGGAAAUGGGGAAUGAUAAUGUGUGGGGGCUAUCAUCCCAGGGAGCCCACAGUAACCUAUGCCACGUCGUCACACUUUUCCCACAGUAAUCCUCGCGAAACAUGCGCUGAUCUGAUCCUUUGCCAAGCAUCGAAGCAUGCUGUGAUCAUGCGCGGAUAAUCGUCCUUGUGCCUCCUUCCUCUUCUUCCUCUUCUUCUCAAUAUGACGAUCCUCAAUUGAAUAUAUAUAACAGGCGUGCAAAACGGUAUUACAAUGAAAUGCGGCCGCCCGUCGCCUCCUUCUUGCCAGGUUUUUUUGCCUGCCAACCGCCCUUGACUAUCUCUUCCAAAGUCUUUUGGCCGAAAUCUUAUUGUGGUUGGCGGGGGGGGAACACGUUCUGAUCGGGAAGGAAACGGGGUGCUAAUUGAAACUGGCGAGAAAGUGCGGGAAAAGGAGAGACGUAGAGAAUGGCUAUUUGGGCAAACUGGCGAUGGAUACUGGUAAUAAUUAGUAGAAGAAAGGCACAAGAAGCACUUUUCGAAAAGGAAUGUAGAGGGAAAAGGAAAGAACUUCACGCAAAAUUCAAAAUCGAACACUAUUGCCACGUCAUCUUCAUACACUUUCAAUUAGUUUCGAAAGAUUCAGAAGGGAAAUCUAAAAUCCACUCGGCCAAUUGACUUUCAAGUAUUUUGGAUAUACAAGUGGCAUCGCGUCUUCAAGUGUAUUCUAUAGUCUAUUUUCCAGAAAGAAAACGCCGACGGCGUCAAAGGACAAUCAUUUUCGCUGGUCGUUUCGGGGCCCAAAAAGUCGAGAGCCACGCUGGAGAUUCAGGUGAGACAGACAGAGAUUACGGUAGUGUCACGUCAUAACUCUUCAGGUGGUAGAUGUGAACGAUAACGUCCCGCUCUUCUACAAUACUCCGUCGUCUUUCGAACUGUCCGAAAACGCUGAAAUUGGAUCGGAAGUCUUCAAAAUCAGCACAAGAGACCCGGACACUGGAAUUUCAGGCAUUUCCAGGUUUUCAAUUGAGGUAAAGCUCUUUGUAUACUCCUGAAAUACCUGAAAACUAUGCAUUUUUAAGGGUGACGAAAGUUUCUCGGUAGACAAGCGUAAAUGUGGAAAUGGCAAGUGCUCGACCACUCUUCGGGUCGCCAAACAACUGGAUUUUGAAAGGUUAGUGUUUACAUCUGAUUGACACGUUUUCCGCCGUGCCCUCGGUAGUAUGUAGUGUUGAGUAUUCGUGUCUGUCACAUGCAAGACUCGGGUCCACUUCCCAGACGGGGAGAAAUCUUUUUGGCCAUUCUAAUGUGUCCUCUCAUUCAGCAAACCAAUCCACACAUUCAAUAUCACCGCAAAAGAUGGAGACCCUCACUCGAAUCGAACUCAUACCGUCACUCACACAGUCACAAUUCACUUGAAAAACGAGAACGAGUGAGUAUAAUUGAAAUUCAGAAUCUUCAAAUAACUAACAAAUUUUCAGCGAGCCUCCGAAGUUCACCACCGACCUCACGAAAGUGUUCGCAGUUCCGAGCAGUGCGAAAAUUGGAGGUGUCAUCACUAAAGUUGCUGCAGAAGACGUGGAAAAAUCAGAAAUCUCCUAUUCCAUCUCUGAAAAUGCCAACUUUGAAAUCGAUUCGAAAACUGGAGAACUCAAACUGAAACAGAUGCCACAACAAGGUGAACUGGUUACUGUAGAGGUUACGGUAAGUGUUGGUGACUCUGAGAUUUUGGCACUGAGAUUACUGUACUUUGAUUCAGGCCAGCGAAGUAGGGGAAAACGGGAAAAGUGUGAAAAGCGAUAUGAGGCUGAAAUUGUCGGAAGAAGCGGUUGUGGAGGAGAAAAACAUUAUUCAAGAGAAGCCGUCUGAGAAUCAAUUCUGCGAAUUUCCCAUUUACGAAGCCCGUUUGGUCCAGGGAACUGGACUGUUUGAAGUUCCCGUCCACAUCAAGACUUUGAGCCCGACUACCGAAAAAAUUCGGUUAAUCGGUGGAUCUGAUAGCUUUGAUCUCCAGGUGUCCGGUGAAAAUCAACUGGAGUUAAAGGUGGUGGAUGCCCAGAAGGUCGCUGCUCAGAAUUUGGAUAAUGCUCAACUUCUCGUUAGUUUAAGCUUUAUCUCAGUUGUUAUAAAUCUUCAAUUUCAGGUGAAAUCAACCACAGGCCAAUGCCGAAUCGUACUUCGAUCUGUGGCUGCUCCAACUAAAAACGCCUCGGUUCCACAGAAAGCGAAAACGAUUCCAAAGUUUGAGCAAGCUGUUUAUGAGCUGAGCGUCCAAGAGAACCGUGAGCCAACGGUGCUCGGGAAAGUGAAAAUGCUGCUCAGUUCCGGACCAGUCACCUAUGAAUUACUCGGGGAACACGCCGAGAAGUUCUCCGUUUCGAAUGGAGGAGAGAUUCAGAACAGAGAGCAAGUGGAUCGGGAGGAGAACUCAAAGUACGAGUUGGUUGUGAAGGCGACAGAUCAAAAUGGUUAGUUUCUAGUAAUUUAGCUUAGAAAGUACGCGAUCCUUCAGGUGCUUCUGCAAAAGCUCAACUGAUAAUUGUGGUGAAAGAUGAGAACGACAACUCUCCGAUCUUCGAAAAGGAUCACUUUGUGAUAAAUAUUGACGAGGGGAAGAGCGAGAAAGUCAAGAUUUCGGUAAGCGAGGCAUAUUUAGUAAAUAUAGUACAUUCACUUUUUUAGGCCAUCGACGCAGAUGAAGGUAGAAACGGACAAAUCAGCUAUUCCAUUCAAGAGAAAGGAGAUCUGCCAGUUGAUAUUUCCGACGGAGUUCUGUUCAUUGGAGCAAUUGAUCGAGAAUCGAUGACGUCGAACGAGGUGAACUUGACUGUAACUGCCAGUGAUCACGGAGAACCACCGCGGAGCAGCAGUGCAAUUGUCGCUAUUCGAGUUAAGGUGAGCAACGAGAAUAUUAUAGUAGCUGUAUAAUAUUAGUCUAGGACAUCAACGACAACGCGCCGAUCUUCUCGAACUCUCGCUACUCGAUCGUUCUUGAUGCGAACAUCUCCCCCGGCGGAAUUGUUGGAAAAGUUCUGGCUGAAGAUUCAGAUGCCACGUCACCAAACAAUUAUAUUCACUACUCGAGUCGAGACCCUCAAUUCAAGAUAACCGACGAGGGAGAGAUCGUGUUCAUCGGUCCCGGAACACUGCAAAAAGACCGUUAUCUGGAGUUCAAUGUGAGUGGAACCGACGGAGGAGAGCCCGCGAACACUGCCACGGCGGUCAUAGUGCUGAAUGAGCACAAACACAAGGCGAACAGUGUCCAGAAUGAGUUGACGACCCAGAUCAACAGCAAUGACACUAUGGAACGGUCGGAGAUUAAGUGGUUGAACGCAGGAAUGCCUGGAUACUCGUACGAAAUAAUUAAGGCUACUGCCGAAGAAUUCAGGGACGAAGAAGUUAUGACGUGGAUUGGAAUUGAUAGAAGGUCGGGACGAAUCGAGACGUUGGCACGGAUAGACCCGGAUAAAGUGAGACAAAUCAAAUUGUACAUAAGUAUGCGCAAAGGGAAACGGGAAGUGCCUGUCGAGUUGAUAAUCAAUGUGAUGGACACGGAUGACGUCACACCGAUCUACAGUAAACCAACAGUAACCCGGAAAUUUGCCACUUCCGAAUCAGUUACAGUUGGCACGACGAUCGGGGCCAUGCCAGCGGAAGGAGUGAAACCGGAGGACGGUAUCAAGUAAGUUCAUACUUUCACUUGGCAGCACUUGUGAUCCCACUAACAUCCAGAUAUUCCCUUAAAAUAACAUCCGGUCCCAAAGGCAAGCUUCAAAUUGACAACUUCGGAGCAAUUCGGAUCAUUCGAGCAUUGGAUCACGAGAAAGAGCGGAAGAUUCAAGGACUUGUUGAAGCUCAUUUGGAGCCGAACAAGACUGCGCACGCCCCUUUCCUACUAACCAUUUCUGAUGCUAACGAUAACCGGUCUCCGUUAACUUCUCAAAUUUGCAAACUUCAACGGUUUCUUUCAGACCAAUCUUCAAAAACGCGUCAAUCUUCGCCACCUUCAUCAACGAGGAUUCCGUGCUGGGUACUGUACUCGAUCUACCGUAUCCGUUGGCCACUGAUUUGGACAGUGGAAAGUUCGCGAGACUUCGAUACAGUAUGACCGGGGAUGAAGGAUUCUUUAAGAUAGAUCAAGGGUAUUCAACUCUGUUCAAAUGCAAUAAUAACAACGUUUUUAUGUUUCCAGAAACUCCACAAUCCGUCUGGUUGCCCCCUUGGAUUUCGAGACCCAACGUGUGCAUUCGCUGAGUAUCAAGUGCGUGGAUAAUGACGGCGAAGCUCCCUACCACGAAGUCUUCGCGUCAGUCACUGUGAACGUCAUCGAUGUGAACGACAACGAUCCGAUCAUUCACAACACUGAUCUGACGCAUUUGAGCAUCGGAGAGGAAGCGGUUGCGGGUACUGUAGUCACCGCACUCGUCGUCUCCGAUGCUGACGACGGAGGGAAGCAGCAGCUGAACGUCAAUGUGAACUCGACAAUGUUCCGAGUUGAUGACUCGCUCAAACUGCUGGUGGCUGCUCCGCUCAAAGGAUACGCUGGCCAGCGACUCUGCUCGACUGUGACCGCCCGUGAUUCAGGCAAUCGGUUUGCGACGUCGCCGUACUGUGUGACUGUAUAUCCGGCAAAGAACACUCACCACAAUCCACUUGUGAUCUCUCCGAAGCAGAACUCAAUUCACUACUUCGACGAGAACAUUGUGUACGAGGAGCUUCUCAAGGUAAAAGUGCUCGAGGAAGAGGGAGAGAGAACGAAUGUCACUUUCCGACUGGAUGAGAUGUUCAAGAAGGACUGGCAAAUGUUCAGUAUCGGAGAGACCAACGGCAGUCUGAGGGCUCGGGCUCCGUUCGACUUUGAGAAGAAAACAGUUCAUGAGAUCAAGAUUCUGGCGUGCUGCGUGGACAACUGCACUUCCACACAUCUCUUCAUUUCUGUCAACGAUCGAAACGACAACUGUCCGAUGUUUCCGAAGCAAGAUGUGCGUCUUACUGUACUUGAAAACGAAAAAGGAAAGCGACAAGUCGGACGGAUCCCAGCUGCUUUGGACUCUGACUUCCAUUCGGACAAUACAAAAGUCUGCUACACUUCCGACGCGCCCAUUUUCUUCUUCUCCGAUCCCACACUCCCCAUCCUCUACACCAAUUCGAGCUUCGAUCGGGAGCACAAAAAACAACACCAGAUCACAAUAACUGCCUAUGACUGUCAUCUUUCGUGUCGAGACCCACACAAGCCAAUUAACGGAACGAUCGUUGCGCUGAUCGACGUGAUCGAUGUGAAUGAUAAUUUCCCGAAGUUUGCCGAAAAGAUCUACAGCACGACGAUUGUGCAGGGGCAAGUGACCGCCGGAAGUCAUAUUCUGACGGUGACGGCGACGGAUGCGGACGAGGAACUGGACGGACUCAAGUACAGUAUCCGAGGAUUCGUUCGCUCGCCCACACAAACAUUCACACCCACCGAGUCCCCGAUUUCCAUUGACAAGACGACCGGAGAAGUCACGGCGAACGAGCUGCUCAAGGACUCUUCCUACUCGUUCACGGUGGUCGUCGUGGAUGGAGCAGGGCAUGAGGAUACCACUUCCGUUAUGGUAUGGUAUUCUAAAUUUUCGUGUGUUUCAUUGGCGAUUUUCUUUAUGUACUCGUUGUGUUUAGUAUUGUUGUAUUGACGCAAUUGCUUCUUAGGUGACCCUUUGUCAAAACUCCUGGUACACAUUGAUUGGUUUGUUCUAAAUUCGCAAUACAUAAUCUUUCGUUUCAGGUCUCCGUAGUCACGUACGCCCAGCAAACAGAGUUGGUGUUCGAUGCUCCAUUCGAGUUGAUUAUCAAGAAUGAAAAGAAGAUUGCUGAGUAAGUUUUCGUACUCGUAAAAACUCUCAAAAUGAUCUCAUUCUACAGUAACCUCUCAAAUGCCACCGGGCUUCAAACCAUUGUGGACAAGUGCCGACAAAACUCGAAUUUCACACUGAUGCUCGUUCAUUUUAUGGAUCGAGACGGUCAGUUUGUCAAUGUCGACCGAGCCGUGAAUCUUCUGAUGACAUCUUCGGCCGAGUCUCGAAGCGAGCUCCGAAGUAUCUAUGGCCUGCGAGAAGCAUUUCCGCCUGUGCCGAUUCCUUCCAAACUUCCUCAAUAUAUUGCGGUGAGAACGAAAAACUAUGAAAUUUUUUGUAAAAAUGCGAAAUUUACAGAUUGCCGUCCUUCUUUUCUUCGCAAUAUUUAUACUUUCUCUGUGCAUUUGGUGUCGACAACGAAACAAUUACGAGCGGAAACUUCGGCACAUCUCUGCGCAAGCUUCAACAGUUCAUACAGUCACACUGGGAAGGCCCAACCAGAAGUAUGUUCAUUCAGUGGCACAAAUUGAAUAUUCCGAUUUUGCAGAGGAAAUCCGGGAUAUGGCGAAAUCGCGAUUGCCACGCGGCAUCAUCCGCCCCCGGCCCCACCGCCUCCUUCUUCUGGAAGUGUAAAUUUGCAAUCAACAGAAUUAUAA